Molecule: messenger RNA, 735 nt
Organism: Pollicipes pollicipes
Lineage: Eukaryota; Metazoa; Arthropoda; Thecostraca; Pollicipedomorpha; Pollicipedidae
Product: oocyte zinc finger protein XlCOF15
Exons: 2
Source: RefSeq, a predicted model, not a curated record
AUGCCACGCGGAGUCGGCGAGACGGUGGACGACCCGCUGCCGUACGCCUGCGACGUCUGUCAGAAGGCGUUCAGCACGCGGCGCGUGUUGAACAAGCACCUGCUGAGCCACGCGGGCGUGCGGUAUCCGUGCGAGCAGUGCGACAAGAGCUUCCCUCGGCUGGACCGGCUGCGCCGCCACCAGCUGACGCACGCCGCCGUCCGACCGUACGUGUGCCAGACAUGUCAGAAGGGCUUCAACCGGCGCGAGUACCUGGUGCAGCACCAGCGUGUGCACUCGGGCGACCAGCCGUUUCAGUGCGACAUCUGUGGCAUGCGCUUCAGCUUGCACUCCAACUUCACCAUGCACAAGCGAGUGCACGCGCAGGAGAAGCGGUUCACGUGCGAUGUGUGUGAGCGCGGCUUCAACCGGCUGGACCACCUGGAGACGCACAAGCUGCAGCAUACUGGCGAGAAGCCCAUGAUCUGCGAGAAGUGCGGUCUGCAGUUCUCCAUCAAGGAGAAGUUGCAGCGGCACAUGCUGGUGCACGCCGACGAGAAGUCGUUUGCCUGCGCCAUCUGUGCUCGCCGCUUCCGCCGCAAGGACAAGCUGGACGCGCACAUGGAAAAGCACGCGUCUGGGCCCGGCCAGGCGUGUCAGCUGUGCCCUAAGGUGCUGCCUCGACGCGAGCUGCUACGCCAGCACGAGCGCCAGCACGCCGACCCUGCCAAAGUGCAGUGUCCCACCUGUCUCAAG